CGUCUUCUGUAGCCGCCAUCAUUCUGUGCUGUAAGGCCGACCCUCAGAUGUCUUCCAACGGAGACCUCAACGACCCGGGGAGCUCUGACAGCUUCUGGGAGCCGGGGAACUACAAGCGGACCGUGAGGCGGAUCGACGACGGCCACCGGCUCUGCACCGAGGUGGUCAGCUGCUUCCAGGAGAGGGCCAAGAUAGAGAAGAGUUACGCUCUGCAGCUCAGCGACUGGGCCAAGCGGUGGAGGGGCGUGGUGGAGAAAGGUCCUCAGUACGGGACGCUGGAGAAAGCGUGGCACGCCUUCAUGCAGGCGGCCGACCGGCUGAGCGAGCUGCACCUGGAGCUGCGCGAGCGGCUGGCGUGCGAGGACAGCGAGAAGGUGCGCAACUGGCAGAAGGAAGCCUUCCACAAGCAGAUGAUGGGCGGCUUCAAGGAGACCAAGGACGCAGACGACGGCUUCCGCAAGGCGCAGAAGCCCUGGGUCCGCAAGCUGAAGGAGGUGGACGCCAGUAAGAAGAGCUACCAUCAGGCCAGGAAGGAGGAGUGGACGGCGGUUACCAGGGAAACGCACGCCAAGGCCGACCCGACCAAGUCUCAGGAGGAAGUCCGCAAAUUCACAACCCGAGUGGAGCGCUGCAGCGAGGAGGCCGACAAAGUGAAGCAGCGCUACACCAAGGCCCUGGAUGAGCUGAACCGCUGUAACCCCCGCUACAUGGAGGACAUGGAGCAGGUGUUCGACCUGACGCAGGACGCCGAGCGCAGGAGGCUGCGCUUCUUCAAAGACGUCCUGCUGGACAUCCACACGCACCUCGACCUGUCUGUCAAAGACGGGUUCAAAGCCCUGCACCGGGACUUGGGUCAGACCAUCCAAGCAGCCAAUGAUGCUGAAGACCUGCGAUGGUGGAGGAACACCCACGGACCGGGCAUGAGCAUGAACUGGCCCCAGUUACUGGAGUGGUCUCCGGAGGCCGGUCGCUCCAUCAGCAGGAAGGAGCGAGGAGGACGCCAGGAGGACAACGUGGUCACCCUCACCAACAUCGUGUCCUCCAGCGGAGGCGACGCGCCGCCCAGCCCCAUCACCAUGGACACCGGCAGGGGGAAGGAUUACUCGUCAGACUGGUCCGACGAGGAGAGUCCUCCGAAGGUGCAGGCGGUGAACGGCGUGAUGGGGGAGGAGCACGAGGAGGAGGAGGAGACUCAGGUAGAGGGGGUGCGAGUCCGAGCGCUCUAUGACUACACGGGCCAGGAGGCCGAUGAGCUCAGCUUUAAAGCAGGCGAGGAGCUGCUGAAGAUGAGCGAGGAGGACGAGCAGGGCUGGUGUAGAGGACGGCUGAGCGGCGGCCAGGUGGGCCUCUACCCCGCCAACUACGUCCAGGCCGUCUCCUCCUGAUGCCCCGCCCCCUCUCUGGUCACCUAGCAACCCCCGAGACGCAAGGACCAAUCAAAAGACACCCGACAGUUUAACAGACUCUAAAACUCACCAGAGUUUGUUUUUUUUGUGGAUAAAAGGUGAGAUUCCAGACGCUGUAGGAGAACACGGGACGUUGUCUUUCUUUUUCACUGGAUAGAGGCACAAAAUACACAGGAAAGCAAAAAGGAGAAAACCUGGCUGAUGGCGCUCAACAGGGCCAACUGUGAUUGGCUGAAACAUCUGUCAAUCAAACACAUGCUUCUUUUUAAAGAAAUGGCUUUGGCAUUUUGGUGAAUCAUUUUUUGUUGCAGGGUUGGUAAGAAUGCAGCCUGUUAGCUUAGCUUAGCUUAAAGCCUGGAAGUUUAAAGACUUUUAAAUUUAAGAAUUUAAAGUCCUUUUCAUUUUCUUUUUUUUUUCAUUGAAUGUUACACGAGCACAUCAACAGUUACCAACUGUUUUAGAAAGUAUUUGGUUCCUUGUUUAAGAGUCAAAGUAUCAAACUUGUGUGCGUUAAUGUAAAACUUCACGACUACCUGGAUGCGUUUUGGCAAGAAUGACCUGAUUGACUCUUUUCUAUGCCCCGCCCCCAGCUGCUAGUCCAAUGAGGAGAGCCGGAUAGUUAGCGAGACCUUGGUCGGAGCUGGCUGAUGCCACGCUAUGACUGACCAGUCUGCGUCAACCAUUGGAUGUUAAUUCUUAACCUCAACCGUCUUCGGUAGUUGGUCGCCUUCUAGUCCAGCUUAAACCUGACUGCUAACCGCUAACGGAAGCUAACGUCUACAGCGCUGAGAAGGCUCUGCUAACGGCGUCUUCUGUAGCGAUCCGCCGUCUCUUGAUAAUCGGAACGUAAACUACAUCUGCUUCUAAAACUAUGUCUUUAUUAAAGCCUUUAGUAUUCUCAUCAUUAAAUAAAAUCAACUUAUUGUGUGGGCGGGAAAAUAUAAUUUUAGUAGAAAACUUUUUCCAGUCUUUGAACUAGUGGCCGUUUGAGGAACUGCAGCUUGAGGCGCCUCUUGUCCUUCAUCGUCUCCGCUCAGCAGAUCGGCUCAAAAGACGUGAAACAAAAACACUGUUAGUGCCUUAAGUGUCCGUGAGGAACCACGGCUCCCAGUAGGAACCAGUAGGAACCACAACUCCCAGUAGGAACCAGUAGGAACCACGACUCCCAGUAGGAACCAGUAGGAACCACGACUCCCAGUAGGAACCAGUAGGAACCACGGCUCCAAGUAGGAACCAGACUAAAGACUUUUACGUUGGCUCAUUCAGCUCGACAUCGUUAUGCUUGAGUUAUCUGGGAUGUUUUUAUGUGUUACCUGUACGUUUGCAUCAAGUCAUCGUUGAUUAUUGACGCGUUAACUGUCGCUGUCGGUUUCUUUUUGUUAAAGAAAAGCAUUUUUACAGUCGACCUUUUUACUUCCUAAUUUAUUCUCCUUUUUAAUUUAGUGAUUCUUCAUUUCAGGGAGGAGAAAGUAAAGCUGACUUUUAGAUUUGGGUGGUUUUGUAGUUUUUAGUUUAGUCCGCGAUCACAAAUCACUUCAAUCAUGUGGAAUAAUGAAUAAUACGUGACGACGUCUUCCCAGAUACGGGGUUUUGUUUCCCUGUUUAAAUGUUUAUUUGGGGGAAACUCCUCGGACUGCUAACCAGCCAUUAAUAAGAGAUCUAGUUAUAAAACGCGUUAAGGCUGCUUCUUUAUUCUUUUUCUUUAAGACAUCAUUACAUGUACAGAACAAAUUGGGAAGCAACAAUAAAAAGCUUUCCUCAGAGAAAGGUGGUUUGUCUUUUGUCCUCGAAAAAUGUUGAGUUCAAGCAUUUUGGGUAGAAAAUGAAAACAAGUCAAAAGUUCUGAAUGUUUUUGAAAGUUAUCUGGGGGGGAAAAAAGUCCAAAUAUGUUAUGCUUAAAAAUAUAAAGAAAUGUCAAAAUAUUACAUCCAAAGUUUUGAAGAAAAAGUAUUUAAAAAAUAUGGGGAAAAAAAGUAAAAAUAUGUUGGGUCAAGAAAAGGUAAAAAUAAGUGCCUAAAUAUGUUGGAAUUAAAGUUAAACACAAAAAAGUAUAUAUUCGACCAAAAAAGUCAAUGUGUUAGGUGAAAAAAUGUUUAAAAAAAGAAGUGUAAAUUUAGAAAUACUGCUUCAAGUUAAAGUCCUGC
Messenger RNA from Pungitius pungitius (ninespine stickleback), 3550 nucleotides. It is a transcript of the gene pacsin3, whose product is annotated as protein kinase C and casein kinase substrate in neurons 3. The transcript has 9 exons. Lineage: Eukaryota; Metazoa; Chordata; Actinopteri; Perciformes; Gasterosteidae. Bases 48 to 1385 code for a protein of 445 amino acids. Gene Ontology annotation, biological process: plasma membrane tubulation; cytoskeleton organization; regulation of endocytosis. Gene Ontology annotation, molecular function: phospholipid binding; protein binding. Gene Ontology annotation, cellular component: cytoplasm; plasma membrane; endosome. The record is from RefSeq and is a predicted model, not a curated record.